CUUAUGUUCACAGGUCUUGGUGUGCCCUGCAUUUUUUCAAUAUAUUCUUUUGAUAAUAAAUUAAAUUCCUUGUGAUACAUUGGUAAAGAAAAGAUAACAAGAAGAAGCACAGACAGCAAAGAAUCGCCGUGUUCUCCACAAUUUUCCGCCAUUUUGAAAGCUACGAGUGUAAAAUUUAGUGAUUCGUCAGAAAACGCGUUGCUUAUAAAAUUGCUAAAAUUGCUGAGAAAACGUACAUAAAAUAAAUAAAAUAAGUGUACAUUUUUAGUGGAGCAACCAAGGAAGUGUUUGUGAAUAAAAAGUAGUUGUUUAAACAUUGUGUUUGCUCGAUUUGUUCGAGGAAAAUUUUAUGUUCUGUACAAGCGAAAAGGGCUAACCAACGCAGAAAAAAGCAAGCCUACUACAAGUGAGCGAGUAGCACCACAAAAUCCACGGUCUGCCGCCGCGGCUAUAAACUUAAAAGGCAACACUUUGUAAAAUAUGGUUUAUAACUUGUUACAAAUUUAAAGUUUGUUGACGUGCCUAUCGCAGAAAAUAAAAUUGAAAGUUGUCGCGCAGUCAUAGUUCGUUUCGUUCCCAGACCUUGUCAACGUCGCAGAACACAUUUAAGUCGGUCAAUACAUACAUAGUGACCAUUCAACAAAUCGUUCGUGAAUUUUGUCCCUUUAAAAUAGUGAAAACUAUUACUGGUAAAAUGGACAAUUCAACAUGAAUGAAAUGAAGUUAUUAUGUAUGAAGGAACCUCAUUUGUAUUAAAUUGUAAUCGUUGUGCCAGUUGAAAUAUCUGAGAAAAUCUGUGUCGUAUAAUUUUACGCUUUACAUAGCUGAACUCAAGUGGAAAAGGAAGUGCAAGAUACGAACGAUUGCGCUUAGUUGGAAAACCGAAAAAUUGCAAUUCAUCACAUUUCUUUUUUAAGGUCAAAGUUUUAUAUUAUUUAUAGAGGAAGAGUGUAUUUAACACACAAACAUAUUAACAUAGACUUGGAAAACGAAAACGUAGUUUUAAAUACAAAAAUACGGUAGUACCACACAAUGGAUAAAAAUAUGAUGUUACCGAAGCGUUCACGCUUAGACGUGAAAGGCACAUUCGCCAAUGGUCCGUUGCAGGCACGUCCAUUGGUUGCGUUACUUGAUGGACGCGACUGUUCAAUUGAAAUGCCUAUACUGAAAGAUGUGGCCACAGUGGCCUUCUGCGACGCACAAAGUACAUCCGAGAUUCAUGAAAAGGUUUUAAAUGAAGCUGUCGGCGCACUAAUGUGGCAUACUAUAAUCCUUACAAAAGAGGAUUUGGAAAAAUUCAAAGCUUUACGUAUUAUAGUGCGGAUUGGUAGCGGUACGGACAAUAUCGACGUGAAAGCAGCGGGUGAACUAGGUAUUGCCGUUUGUAAUGUACCGGGUUAUGGUGUUGAGGAAGUAGCAGAUACAACAAUGUGUUUGAUAUUGAAUUUGUAUCGAAGGACCUAUUGGCUGGCGAAUAUGGUGCGCGAAGGCAAAAAAUUCACUGGUCCUGAACAAGUUCGAGAAGCAGCGCAUGGUUGCGCAAGGAUUCGAGGAGAUACCUUAGGACUUGUAGGACUUGGUCGCAUUGGCAGCGCUGUCGCUUUGCGAGCAAAAGCAUUUGGCUUUAAUGUUAUAUUUUACGACCCCUAUCUUCCGGAUGGUAUCGACAAAUCGCUUGGUCUAACUCGUGUCUACACCCUACAAGAUUUGCUGUUUCAAUCGGAUUGUGUGUCGUUGCAUUGUACACUCAACGAACACAACCACCACUUAAUUAACGAAUUCACAAUUAAACAGAUGCGACCUGGUGCAUUUUUGGUAAACACAGCACGAGGCGGGCUGGUCGAUGACGAGACCUUGGCACUGGCUCUGAAACAAGGCAGAAUAAGAGCUGCAGCUUUAGAUGUGCACGAAAACGAGCCCUACAAUGUAUUCCAAGGAGCCCUUAAAGAUGCUCCAAAUCUUAUAUGUACACCACAUGCAGCCUUCUUCAGCGAUGCAUCCGCAACCGAGUUGCGAGAAAUGGCAGCAACGGAGAUACGACGGGCAAUAGUCGGCAAUAUUCCAGACGUCUUAAGGAAUUGUGUUAAUAAGGAAUAUUUCUUGCGAACACCAGCUGUGGCUGCUGCUGCUGCAGCUGCGGCAGUGUAUUCAGAAGGAUUAAAUGGCGGAUAUUAUGCAACGAGCGGACUGCAACAGGCCCAUAGUACCACACAUGAUGUACCGCAUAGUGCAGCUGGCAGUGCGCUUAUCGUUCCACCGCCGCCGUCGGUAGUGAAUCCGUCGCCAGUUCCUACGGUGCCGUCGGUGCAUAUACCACCGCAAGUUGGAUUACAGCAUGGACUUGUGAGUAGUAAAUCGCCCCUGAAUGCACCAGACCCUAAUAACCAUCUUUCGUCUGCUUCUAACAUACCAGAGCCAUCAGAGGUCCAAUAGUUCAAAAGCGCCAACAACUGUGAGUGGACUCAAUAAGCUAAUAUAAAUAGAAAACAAGACCUACAACCACAACCAGCAAGCAAACAACCAGAAACCGCUGAAACGAACACGCAAAUUGACCUGAAAAUAAUUUAAAAGCAAAUUCAUUAAACAAAAAGUGCAAACAAUAAAUUGCUGCGACUAAUUUUCAAACAGAAAUAUUUUAUGAACCCCGGCCAGCAGAAAGAAGUCUAGACGUGAUGUAAAAUUUUAAACCAAGAAGCAAAUAUUUUAAGAUUAAUUAUGGCAUAAUUAUACAUAGGAAAGAAAGAAAGCGUUCUAGCCGAUGCUUUGUCGAACGCAUUGAUCCAAGCUUAGCACUUAGUACGCAGAAACAGGCAGCAUAUUGAAAUAAUUACAUAAUUUAAAUGAAAGGAUGCGGAAAGCAGCAAAAAAGAAACGUAAAAAAGGAAAGAAUUUUAACUUGAUCCGUCACAACAUUUGGUUAAAGUUUUAAAGCUAAAAAUGUAUUCGCUUCUGUGAGUGAUACAAAACAUAGCAUAUUUCUUUGUAGGAGUAUAUUACACUUUAAACACGCUUAUUCGCUCUACAAUACUUAAAAACAUGUUCAAACAAAUACAAAUUAAUUGAAUAAAUGAAUAAUUCAGAGUGAAGUACAACUAAAUAUAAACAAAAUGUAUAAGUAUCAAGCUCAUUAUAAAUGUUUAGUUAAUCAAAAAAGUUGUCUUACAUAAUAAUACUCCUUUAGAUUUGCAAUUAAGUUAAGUUACUUAUGGAAUUCAGUUAAAUAGUUUUAUCUGAAUUGAUUUAGAAAGUAAAUAUACAAUAUGCGAGAGCAGAUUGUAUUACCAACGAGUAGAUGUUACAAAAUAGGCUUCAAAUAACACGCUUAAGAAUUGUGAAAUAAUUUAAUUCUGAUUUUUUUCCGAGUGAUGCUUAAGCGUUUGCUAAGAAAUGCGGUCGGCAGUUGGUUACACUGCAGUGACACUCUUCAAAUGUGCAUUUGCAUAUAUUCCCUAAAAUAUUCAAAUAAUAACUAAUCCGUAACAGCACUGACCCUCUAUAUAGUGUGCUCAAUAAUAAUACAACGAAGUUUUUGUACUGUUUUUCUAAUUUUGCUUAUAAGAGUGUGUAUACAUAUGUAUCCCACCUAAUUGCUUCUAUGCAAAUGAAUAAAUAAAGCGUUUGCAUAAUGAGUAUUUCUUCAAAAUUGAUUUUUUAUUAGCUGUUCUUGAAAGCCUGCCUAACCUGUAAAGCCGCAAUUCGCUUAACUUUUAAUAUUUUUAGAGUUCUUGUAAGGAUUGGAGUUUUUCAAAGGUGUUUCAAGCAGAAAGCUCACUGUUUUGGCUUCGUCCACCUAAAUUUCCUUAUAUAACCAUUCUCAGCUCUCAUUUAAGCUGAAAAAAAUAGCUAUAUAUUUUUAUUAGAAAAUAUAAAUGCAACAAUUAAACCUACUGCCGUCUGGUCAAUGCAACUAAACGCUUGCUGUGCGCUCACUCAAUAUUUAAAUUGUCCACACCAUUCGAAAGGAAACUUUUUUCCCCAUAUAAAUUGCAAUAAAAUAUUUGAAAAUAGCUUAAAAAUCAGAAAAUCGUAUGCGUUGUUAUUAACUAUUGGCACCUUUUCCUUAUGAUUUGCAUUAUCAUAUGUGUAUUUAUGGCAAUAAUGGCAAACUUCCAUUAAAUUUUUAAUUUUUUUUUUCAUUUAUUCCUUUGAAUUUAUAAUUUUGAACUAUCUAACGUCUUGCAAUACGAGAUUCACAAAGCAGUACACGGAUAGUUCGAUUCUGGUAUUGUAUCUAUAAAUAUGUAGAUUUAAUUUUAAGCACCCAUACAACAUAUGAACAAGCAAGUAAAACACCAUACAUACAACACUGGAACAUACACGCAUACAUAUAGACAUCAUUGAUUUAAUUUGAUUUACAAAUAUAAAUGAAUUAUUGUACGAGU
This is a messenger RNA of Bactrocera tryoni, 4382 nucleotides long. RefSeq names its product C-terminal-binding protein (gene CtBP). Lineage: Eukaryota; Metazoa; Arthropoda; Insecta; Diptera; Tephritidae. Gene Ontology annotation, molecular function: NAD binding; transcription corepressor activity; oxidoreductase activity, acting on the CH-OH group of donors, NAD or NADP as acceptor. The record is from RefSeq and is a predicted model, not a curated record. The transcript has 10 exons. The coding region runs from base 1033 to 2433 and encodes 466 amino acids.